This is a messenger RNA of Aspergillus saccharolyticus JOP 1030-1, 788 nucleotides long. RefSeq lists its product as uncharacterized. The transcript is spliced from 2 exons. Lineage: Eukaryota; Fungi; Ascomycota; Eurotiomycetes; Eurotiales; Aspergillaceae. The record is from RefSeq and is a predicted model, not a curated record. The coding region runs from base 192 to 689 and encodes 165 amino acids.
CCCCCAUCGUGGACACUCGCACGACCCUUCAGACCCUGUGCCAUCCGCAUCCCUACACAACCCAGUGAGUCCACAAAGAGCUAUUCUCUCCCUAGUACAACCCUCCGUCCGUCGUCCAUCUCCACCAAGAAGCCAGUCUCUAAUCGCUGGCCCACGAGCCACCCCAACAGAUUUGAUUGUUUGCGCACACAAUGGCGAAGAAAGGAAAAAGCAAGAACAAGAGCAAGAGCAAGGGUGGCGCUGCCGCCGCGAAGAAGGUCGCCGAUACUCCGGCUGCCCUUCUCCCCGAGCAGGAAGUCGAGGAGACCGUCACAAAGAGCGAUGCGGAGCCCGAAACCGUGGUCACUGAUGCUGGCGCAGCUGUGACUGCGGACCCUACCUCCGUUCUCCCCGACACUGCCGCUAAAGGCAUCACUGCUGCCCCGCUCGAUGAUUCCACUGAGGAGGCAUCCGACGCGGUGGACUCUUCGUCCCCCAAUGCUGACGAGCCUGCCACCGAGGCUGUCAAGGAGGAAGUGGAGGAGCCUAUUGCUGUGGCUGGAACGAGUAAGUUGUUGCCUUCUGCUGGUUGCACCUAUUGGAUGUCUGGGCGAAUUGUUGACAUCAUUUUCCUUCUAACGCAGCCACUACCUUGCCCGAGCGCCCCAAAGACACUGUCUUUGAACCAGAGACCCAUGAAACUCACGUGAAGAGACCGUAUGAGAGCAGCCUGACCACAAAGGACGAAGACCACAAGCCGCCCAAGAUUCCUAAGGUCGAGGAGGACCUGGAUGCCACCAUCUCAGCCA